AUGUCACGCAGUUGUCUACCAAAAACUCUCCAAGUAUCAAAUCUUCCUUGGUUUUUUUUUUUGAUUUUCUGUCAAACGAAAUUUUGUCAUAAUGUAUCGACUACCUAUUGCUGUUCGGUCAUUAAGUCUACGCAAAGCUCAGCAAAUCAGUCAUGUGCAGCGCUGGUAUGCUAAGGAUGUUAGGUUUGGGUCUGAAGUUCGAGCACUUAUGCUUCAGGGGGUUGAUAUUCUUGCUGAUGCUGUUGCUGUCACCAUGGGUCCAAAGGAAUAAUGCUUGCUGUGGAAAAAAUAACAGAAACUCUGAAGACUUUAUCCAAGCCAGUAACUACACCUGAAGAAAUUUGUCAAGUAGCCACGAUUUCCGCGAAUGGCGACACUUCAGUUGGCAACCUUAUAGCUGAUGCCAUGAAACGCGUAGGUAAAGAAGGAGUUAUAACUGUAAAGGACGGAAAGACUUUGAUAGAUGAAUUGGAAGUGAUUGAAGGAAUGAAAUUCGAUCGCGGUUAUAUUUCUCCGUAUUUUGUUAAUACCACCAAAGGUGCCAAAGUUGAAUAUCAGGAUGCCUUGAUACUGCUAAGCGAGAAAAAAAUUUCAUCGGUUCAGAGUAUCGUACCAGCUUUGGAACUUGCAAAUGCUCAAAGGAAACCUUUGAUCAUUAUUGCCGAAGAUGUAGAUGGUGAAGCUUUGACGACACUUGUUGUUAACAGGCUCCGAAUCGGUCUACAAGUAGCUGCUGUCAAAGCUCCAGGCUUCGGUGAUAACAGAAAGGCAACUUUGACCGACAUGGCGAUCGCAACCGGCGGUAUCGUAUUCGGUGACGACGCCAACAUAGUCAAACUAGAAGAUAUCAAACUUUCCGAUUUGGGACAGAUUGGCGAAAUCGCCAUCACCAAAGAUGAUACCUUGUUACUCAAAGGUAAAGGUAAAAAGGAAGAUAUCGACAGAAGGUCGGAACAGAUAAGGGAUCAGAUUGAAUCGACGACAUCGGAGUACGAAAAGGAGAAACUUCAAGAGAGGUUGGCAAGACUUGCCUCUGGCGUUGCGGUUCUGAAAGUCGGCGGCAGCAGUGAAGUUGAAGUCAACGAGAAGAAAGACAGAGUGAACGAUGCUCUGAAUGCUACCCGAGCCGCAGUGGAAGAAGGGAUCGUGCCCGGUGGUGGUACUGCACUUUUGAGAU
Messenger RNA from Leptinotarsa decemlineata (Colorado potato beetle), 1177 nucleotides. RefSeq names its product heat shock protein 60A. The record is from RefSeq and is a predicted model, not a curated record. Gene Ontology annotation, biological process: protein refolding. NCBI's taxonomy places the organism in Eukaryota, Metazoa, Arthropoda, Insecta, Coleoptera, Chrysomelidae. Gene Ontology annotation, molecular function: ATP-dependent protein folding chaperone; ATP binding.